AUGAGCUCUUUCUCGUGGUCUGUAAAAAGAGAUUUUAAAGCAGAUCGUGUGCUGGAGAAAGAAGUUUCAAAAAUUUCUCCCCGUUUUCAAGAAUGUGCUCGAGCAAAAGACGGAAAACAUGAUCAAAGUUUUGAUUCUGCAGUUAGCUGUACCCCUCUAGCAAAAGGUUAUGCACAACCCUGUACGAUCGGAGAUAUAUGGUAUCUAGAUCGAGAUAUAAAUUUGAAUGAUCUGCUGGUUCUAUGCUUAUCUUUAGAAGAUCAUAUCAUGAAACAUCAUUCAGAUGUUACAUUACAAACAAAUUUAUUACAAGCAUUUCAAAAAAAUAAAAUUAUACAAGGUAAAUUAAAUGAACGCCAAAAAUCGUAUUAUAUUGAUUUCAUUAAGGAAAUGCAAGCAUAUGAUUUAAAAACAAAAUUUAAUCGUGAAUUACUUUAUGCAUGGAAAAAAGAAUCAUAUAUUCGACAAUUGAAGAAGAAUUUAAUUAAUUAUGAACAUAAACGAUUUGGUGUACGUGAUUCGUACUAUGAAUCUCAAGCAAGAAGUUUACAAAAUUUAAUAGAUGGUAAACAGCAAACUGUCGUUAUACCACCCACCGAAGAAAAACGUCGACAAGAUGUUAAUGAAAAGCUUCAAGAGUUUUUAAAAGGACAUUCACAAACUACCACUCAUAAACCAAGACUAAUACAAUCAGCAACUGUUGUACCUAUGAUAUCCACCACAAAUUAUAUAGAAAAAAAAGAUUUCGAAAGUCAAUCAACACCUAAUAUGAAAAUAGCUGAGAUACCGAGUAAAAUUCAUGCACAGUCUGCAACAUCACGUAAGAAAAAAGCUUCACCAAAACCUCAUCGUCCAAAAACGACGAAUGAGAUGCAUCAUGACAAAAUUAAGAAUGAUAUGAAUACAUCAUCAGUCAUAGGUGCGGGUGUACAAAUAUCAGCAUCAGAACUUGUCAAUGAUAGUCAGAAAACAAACACAACUCCUCAAGGCAUUGAACCACUACUUGCUAUAUCGGAAACAUUGCAACGUCAAACAUAUGCAGAUUUGAUUGCAAUGCGUUCUGUUAGACGUCCACGUAAAAAUCCAACAGAUUUAAAAAUGAUUUAUGAAGCACGUAAACGUAUUUAUUGUGCAAAUAAACGUGCGUAUGAAUAUAAUGUAUAUCAAGGAAAAUGUGGUGUGCAAUCUUAUCGUCACUUUGAGAAAAUAACGUUAACCGAUGAUGAAAAUGAUGGGGAUGCUAAUAAAGAUCGAAUUAGAAAUAAAAACUGA
Molecule: messenger RNA, 1272 nt
Organism: Didymodactylos carnosus
Lineage: Eukaryota; Metazoa; Rotifera; Eurotatoria; Philodinida; Philodinidae
Source: the annotation of a GenBank genome assembly